AAAAUAUGGGCUGAUGUGUCAGCUUGUGGUGCAAUCUCAAGGGAAUUUGGGCGGGAAAUAAUAUUGGCUAAGAUGGAAGCGGGAUCCAUUUAAAAUUCGGGUCACCCAUCUCUUAAAUAUGGAUCCUAUAUAUUGUCUUUAACAAACCACAAUACUUCACAGACUCACUUCUCUGGAAACCUAGGUAUCAGCCACCGUGUUCCUCAUUCUUCUUCCUUACGAUUCAACUCAAACCCUAGCUAUUAGCCACUGUGAUCCUCAUUCUUCUCCGUUGUUCUACGAUUGAAAGUCUACAAUUGAUCGCAAGCAAUUGAAAGUACUCUUGCUUAAAAGAAGCCCAAGGUUGUAUUUGUCCUAGGUGAGAACUUUGGGGUAGAAGACAUAUCAUGUUUCAGUUUUAAGCUACUUCUGACUUAUGUAAUUGCCCAACUAUCAUUAUAUGAAUUGCUACCCCGCCGCCGGUUCCCUUCUUCAUAGUUCUGCGAUUUCGAAUUCGAUUAAGGUGUUCGACGAAAUGUGCAAAUGGGAUAGAGCUUCUGUUGAAAUAGAAAUUGUAGAAUCCACAUUCCAGAGAAGGGCUGAAGAUGUUCCCAGUUCUGUUUCUGUACAGGGUCACCAUUGGAUUCUAGACCCACAAUACCCUUGCCAGAUAGAAAUUUAUUGGUGUUCAUUCUUGAUAGCCUUCAAAAGAAGGACACUCAUGCCAUUUUCUCUGAACCUGUCAAUCCGAAUGAGGAUUUUGCAAUUCUCUUGUACGACCCACAACAAAUAUUAAUGGUCAAUGUUGCAGCUGUAUGAGGAGUAAUUGGCUAUGAAACUGAGGCACGAAGAAAGUUGCGAGCCUUCAAAGGGCAUGUGAGGUUAAGAGUGUUGGUUCAAAGCUACGCAGUUAUAGAGCUCCAAAAUCAAAUACCGUUCGCGGUCCACUAUUCAACUUGGGAUGUUUUAUUUCCAAAAUGUUACUACCUGAUCCAAAUUACAUUUCUAAAAAUUCUUUGGUUUAUAGUCAAUUGUUUUUUGGCAAAUUGGAAAAUAAUAAUCCCACCAUUGUGAAAUUGGCCAAUAAUAAUCCCAAGUCAGGAAUUAGCCACCAAUAAUCCCACCUCGUCCAUUUUUGGAAAAUAAUACUCCAAAUGCUGACGUGGCACUUUUGUCGUUUAGUGUCGGUGGAUUAUUAUUUUCCGAAAAUGAACGAGGUGGGAUUAUUAGUGGCUAAUUCCUGACUUGGGAUUAUUAUUGGCCAAUUUCACAAUGGUGGGAUUAUUAUUUUCCAAUUUGCCUUGUUUUUUUGUGUGAAAUGAUAUAUUAGUUGUCUUACCAAAUUGAUAUUAGAAAUAAAUUAUGUGAAAGCCGUCAAGCAACGUGCGUCUAGAAAA
Messenger RNA from Helianthus annuus (common sunflower), 1376 nucleotides. RefSeq lists its product as uncharacterized. Lineage: Eukaryota; Viridiplantae; Streptophyta; Magnoliopsida; Asterales; Asteraceae. The record is from RefSeq and is a predicted model, not a curated record. The transcript is spliced from 7 exons. The coding region runs from base 440 to 775 and encodes 111 amino acids.